Misgurnus anguillicaudatus (oriental weatherfish) is the source of this 862-nucleotide messenger RNA. The record is from RefSeq and is a predicted model, not a curated record. NCBI's taxonomy places the organism in Eukaryota, Metazoa, Chordata, Actinopteri, Cypriniformes, Cobitidae.
AAAUGUUUUAAAACAACACUGCGCCUGCGCAACGGUCGACACUGGAGUCGUUGGCUGGAGGAAAUCUCGCGAUAUGGCAAAGUGUUUAGGAACGAGACAAAACGGAUGCACGGUAUUUCUCUUUUUCAAAAUACAUAAAGGACCAUGGAAAUGCACAUGUGGAUCCUCUUCUGCACAUUUGCAAUGACUUAUAUUACAGACACAACUGCUGUUCAAGAAUAUGAAAAUGUGGCUUUAAGAGGAGUAGCUACACAGGCUACGCUGUUUGGGCAUGCCACUGCACCUAGAGCCAUUGAUGGGAAUAGAGAAAGUAAUUUCCAUCUUGGAUCGUGUUCCAGCACUGAUUCUGUCCUCAGUCCUUGGUGGAGACUGGACCUACUCCAAAAAUACAUAAUACAAACAGUGUCAAUUACAAACAGGGGAGAUGCUGUUCCUGAAAGGAUAAAUGGGGCUGUAAUCAGAUUUGGAAGCAGUCUGGCGAACAAUGGCAAUAGUAAUGCAGGAUGUGCUGAGAUCACUUCCAUUCCUGCUGGUGCUACCAGUUCCUUUAACUGUACUGGGCGGAUUGGACGCUAUCUCAAUAUAGUAAUACCUGACCGAGUUGAAUAUCUUACACUUUGUGAGGUUGAGGUGUAUGGAUCACCGUAUUGAAAAACACGUGUUAUUUUUCUUGAAAGCUUUUAAUAUUCAUUAUCCAGCAACAGAUUUAGUUGAUUCUUAACAAGGAAACUUGACAGACCAUAUGAAACAAUUAAACAACUUAACAAUAUGGCAUAUAUGCAAAAAAUUAAAUCCUUGAUUUUCCAUUUUGCGUCUGACCCUUUACUGAAUGAUAUGGAACAUCUUGAAAAAUGUUAAAAUA